AUGCCGUUGCAGAAAGCUACACCGCCGCCACGAGGUCCGCAGCCCACAUCCUCCAGCCCUUCUCACAACGAUGAUUCUGGUUCUGGAGGUAGGGAUUUGCCCGUUCAGCCAAUGUCCUGCUCUUCAGCCAAUAUACAGGCCGCGAAGACUAACAGGCGGGUGCAAACAGCGGAGGCUUCGUCGCGAAGGGUGCAGAAAAACCCGUCUUCGGGGAGCAUGACGGACAGCUCCAAUUCCAGCUCCUUACUUUUCAGAAACAACGUGGAGCGUACUGGGAAUGGUGUUUCGAUUCGCAGACGACAGUCGAUACGAGAUCGGGAUCAGAACCCGAAUUUUGGCUCCCGACAGGGAGAUCCUGUAAAACGAUCCUUUCCCAAUUAUUCUAACCCACAAACACAUUCAGCAAAUCCUUCCAUACAGUCCUCCUCGUCUCAUGGGCAUGGGCAUGGGCAUGGGCGCACGGGAAACAACAGCUCUCGUUUAAGUUUCAACUUCGUUACGCCCAGCGAUCUGGCCCAGGACGAGAGUCGCACUCCUCCAGAUAGCAGUGAAUUUCUCGCCCCCAUCAAUUUCGACGAUUUCCACAAUAGCAUCAUGUCGAAAGAACCAAAUUUGAGCCAUUUCCCUCUUCCUUCGGCAAUCAGCUACGAUUCAAAACCUCUGGCUCCCCGAUCAACACCACGAUGGUCAAACCAGCAGCCACCGCAAAACGUGAAUCACGUUCGGACAGCGCCGUUCUCCCGGCGAGCAAGCAAUGCAUCGAGGAGUACAGUGGGGAGUGUAUCUACAGUAAAUGGAAAUGAAAAACCUCAGGCACCCAGUGCCGCUCGCGCACGUCGAUUGAGCCAUGCCCUUCCGCCUUCCUCUGGCGUCAUGGCAACAACGACGACGACGGCGCGACCGCCUAGAAAAUCCAUUGGACCGGGGAGUUUAGUUACAGACGCCGGGGACCCCGGUGUCCCACGACGAAGACCAAGUUUGUCGACAAGGAAAAAUACGGUGGACGCUAAUCGUUCGGCUCAGCAUCCUUUUUCUUUGCAGAUGGCAACCCAACAAAGCAUGGAUGCAGGUCCUUCUGAAUCUUCAAUGUUUUUAAAUACACCUAGAAACCAGAAAGCAAAAUCACUGCAACCACCUCUGCGGGUGCCCAGAGAGAGUUUAAUUAUCCCAUCCACUAGCUCAGAACCUUCGAGGUCUCUGUCAAAUAGUGGUGUGCGAAGCCCAGGCAAGGCAGCGCAGAACCGGACAACUACUCCUUCAUCGUCGUCGAAGCGGGUGUCGACUAUGCCCCCUCAUGCUCACGGUUUAGGAGCACGAACAAUUAGCCCCACCGAUGCCAGGCGUAUGAAACGAAUGUCAUUGAUGCCCCAACCUCCGCCAAUGCCACAUACACCUCCGACACAGCAAGAUGCCACGCUCCCUCCGACCCGCUCUUCAGCCCAGUCUCCUUCCAUGAUACCCAGGAAAAGCGUUACUCCUUCCUCCACCAGGACCACGCCAGACCCGCAUCGCAAAUCCUACAGUUCAGGGAUAUCUUUGUCUUCCAAUACCAGUAAUAAUUCUGCUCGAAAUUCUAACGGGUCUUUGCAGCCAAGACUGUCCCAGAAUGUUUCAACAUCUAGACUACCAACUCCCAAACCACGUACUGAAAACUCAUCGAAUAAUGAAGAGGAAGAAGUUCCCCCAGUUCCAGCCAUUCCCAAGGCGUACGAAUCGCCCAAGACUGAAGGAGAGCUCCAGCUUUCCGUCACUCGAAAAUCCAGUCUACCCCUAGACGCUGGACGAUCAAGAGUCAGCUCAAGAUUAGACUCCGAUUCCGUCGAUACUCCUAGUAAAAGGCCUAUAUUAGAUGAUUUCCAAGUUACCAGAGCAAUUAUCCACCGGGCGGAUUCCAAACCUAGACCUGCCUCAAAUGUUGGCAGAAAAAACCUUCAACCACUGAAGCUCCCGCCCCUUAAUCUACUGCCUCUAAGCAUUCCUAUGACGAACAAAAUUAAAUCUUUGAGAGAUAAAGGCGCACAAGAUUCAAACAUGCGUGUCUUUAGCACACCCCCACCCCUCCUGCCCUUGACCAAAACCCCAACCACUCCAAUGACAGCUUCAAAGGUCAGCUUCUUUUCUCAUGGUAUACUCGAUCAAGAGCCACUGCCAUCACCGCAACCGAGGAGCACUAGUUCGCAUUAUUCACUCCGCAACGAUCCAGUCCGAUUCCGGGCUCAAAAUAGUUCCAGUGCCCUCGGCCCAUUGGACGUUGCCUCCGACAGCAGGAGUGUUUCUCCUUAUGUUUUGACGUCCAUACCAGGAACGAAGCCAGAGUUUACUCAUACACGACCCGAGUAUUCCAGGACCAAUUCUAAUAGGCUGACUGGACCCCGGCCUCAAACUCAGUUUGCUACUAUUUCUCCGCGUGUUGAGCCGUCGAACUUUGUUCUGCAACCGAGUACAGAUAACGGAUCUGAGAGUAGCCUCCCGUCUUCCACCCGACGGGACGCCAGAGGUGAUCACUAUAGAGCGAAAUCUCACCAUAUUAUCACGGAACCAAUCAAUGAUCCCUCCAAGCAUGGCAGCAUGCCUCCUCCGAAACUUCCGGCGUCAGCUACUUGGAAUAACCUGUCAAGUACUAGACAAAGCCCUAAUUCCAAACCUGCAUAUAUACAGACCAGACGUAAAGCGUCCACGUCAAGUGUCACAAAUGGUAUUACUCUGCGGAACCAAAGCGUCAGCAGCGAACAGAGUCUGGCUCUUAACCCCAGUUCCUCCAUUGAUGCCGGCGAAACUGAGAGUCAGCCCAGUCGGUCAUCGUCUUUAUUAUCUCCUGUGCAUAAACUCCUCUCAAACUCCAAAUCCCCUCCUUGCAAGCUUCACCCUCAGGAUCAGAAUCUUGAUCGGGACUAUAUAUCAGCCGAAGAAGAGAUGCGGAAACUAGGUAGUAAACGGAAAGAUUUCGAAAGUGCCGUAAGGGAGCUAGACGAGUUGCGAAGACGGGCAAACCCUAAGGAGCGAGUUGGACCCGCACAGGCUCUAAAGAUGGCUACUUUGAACAUAUUCGAGAAAGGCGAAAUUAUUGACUUCAAGGAUAUCUAUUUCUGCGGCACGCACAAGGCGAAGAAACAUGUUGGUGAUCUUAAUGCGCAAAGUGCCAAUUUUGGUUACGACGAUGAGCGUGGCGAUUACAAUAUCGUCCUUGGAGACCAUCUUGCGUACCGUUAUGAAAUUGUCGAUAUCUUGGGCAAGGGGAGUUUUGGUCAAGUGGUACGAUGCGUUGACCAUAAAACAGGGGCCCUCGUUGCGGUGAAAAUCAUCAGGAAUAAAAAGCGAUUCCAUCAGCAGGCGUUGGUUGAAGUGAAUAUCCUACAAAAGCUUAAGGAAUGGGAUCCCAACCGACGCCACAGCGUUGUGAACUUUACUCAAAGCUUUUACUUCCGUGGGCACCUUUGUAUAUCGACAGAACUUCUAGGCAUGAAUCUGUAUGAGUUUAUCAAAGCUCAUGAUUUCAGAGGCUUUUCGCUUAAACUCAUCCGCCGGUUUACGAAGCAGCUGCUCAGCACUUUGGUUCUUUUGCACAAGCACAAGGUCAUUCACUGUGACCUGAAACCAGAGAAUGUGCUUCUUGCUCACCCUAUGCAUUCGGAAAUCAAAGUGAUUGACUUUGGCUCGAGUUGUUUCGAAAAUGAGAAAGUGUACACUUACAUACAGAGUCGCUUUUAUCGCUCCCCUGAAGUUAUUUUGGGCAUGUCGUACGGAAUGCCCAUUGACAUGUGGAGCGUGGGCUGUAUCCUAGCUGAAUUAUUCACUGGCUACCCCAUUUUCCCUGGUGAAAACGAACAAGAGCAGUUGGCAUGUAUCAUGGAGGUGUUCGGACCCCCCGAAAAACAUCUUAUCGAAAAGAGCACACGGAGAAAGCUUUUCUUCGACUCACUCGGCAAGCCUCGUCUGACUGUCUCAUCCAAGGGUAGAAGAAGAAAGCCAAGCUCCAAGGAACUCCGCCAAGUCCUAAAAUGCGACGAUGAAGCUUUCCUCGACUUUAUAGCUCGCUGUUUGCGAUGGGAUCCAAACAGACGCCUCACUCCCAACGACGCCUUAAACCACGAGUUCAUCACCGGCAUCAAAUCCAACCCGCGAUCACGAGUCCAUCUCGUCUCGGUCAACUCGCCAGCAAAACGCAUGGCUUCAGGACCGGCCUCAUCAACCAUCCGACCGCUUCCCGAUCCCCCAUCCUUCGCCACCAAGAGUGGAGGGCGAGUUCGAGAUUCGUCAAGCCAGUCUCCCAUUAAGAAUACAGGUCCUAAACGGAGUUCAACUAUCAGCACUGCCUCCACGGUAAACAGUAUAAGCAAGCGAACGUCGAAUGGAAAUCCAAUAUCCGGCUCCGCUCUGCCACGGGUCUCGAGAGCUGCUAGUGGGAAAGCGGAUCUGGCAACAGCGGCAGCGGCAGCCAGCCUGGUAAGCUGA
Molecule: messenger RNA, 4452 nt
Organism: Paracoccidioides lutzii Pb01
Product: glycogen synthase kinase-3 beta
Exons: 3
Coding region: 1-4452 (1483 amino acids)
Biological process (GO): peptidyl-serine phosphorylation; peptidyl-threonine phosphorylation
Molecular function (GO): protein serine/threonine/tyrosine kinase activity; ATP binding; protein serine/threonine kinase activity
Source: RefSeq, a predicted model, not a curated record